Pelobates cultripes (western spadefoot toad) is the source of this 247-nucleotide messenger RNA. The record is from the annotation of a GenBank genome assembly. Lineage: Eukaryota; Metazoa; Chordata; Amphibia; Anura; Pelobatidae.
AUGAGUCUGCUGUUCCUGAUGCCUGCUCAAAUUCCUGCACAGGACAAACAACUACUGAUUAUGAUGGCGCUUGCUGCGCGCAACCUUAUUGCAUGCCACUGGAAACAACAGACAUGCCCGACGCUACAGCAACUACUCCACAAGACACAACAGUAUCUGAGACAUGAAAUGAUGAUUACUACGACACCCAGACGCAGAGAUGUCACACACAACAAUUGGCAAAAAUGGAGUAAAUACAUAACUGAUA